GUAACGUUAACGUUAGUUUGUUGUUUCUCCACAGGAUUCGUCUGAACCAUGGGUUACAGCAUGAUCUGCGCUGUUUUACUCUCUUUUCUCGCCUACACUCAUUCUGAGCCGGUGAAAUUUGUGGACUGUGGGUCAGUCGAAGGAAAAGUUGUUGGAGUUGACAUUCAGCCCUGCUCACAACAGCCAUGCCAGCUUCACAAGGGACAGUCCUAUGCGGUCAAUGUAACCUUCAGCAGCACUGUUGCGAGUCAGACCAGUAAAGCUAUCGUUCAUGGAGUGAUCGCAGGCGUCCCCGUCCCCUUCCCAAUCCCUAUUGAUGAUGGUUGCAAGUCUGGAAUUCAGUGUCCUAUUGUUCCACAAACAAUGUACAGCUACGUCAACCAGCUGCCCGUCAAGAGCGAGUAUCCAACAAUAAAACUGGUUGUGGAAUGGGAAUUAAGAGACGACUCCAACAAAGAUUUAUUUUGCGUCAAGUUCCCAGUUCAGAUUGUGAGCUGAAGGCCAACACUGAAGCCAAGAUGAAAACGCUUACAAAGGGAUACAAUUGUUCCUAAACACCUUUCUAUGGACCUUUUAGAUCUAAUAUUAGUAGACACCGAUUUUAUGAUUUAUACUAC
Rhinichthys klamathensis goyatoka is the source of this 617-nucleotide messenger RNA. Its product is annotated as NPC intracellular cholesterol transporter 2-like. The transcript is spliced from 4 exons. NCBI's taxonomy places the organism in Eukaryota, Metazoa, Chordata, Actinopteri, Cypriniformes, Leuciscidae. Gene Ontology annotation, biological process: cholesterol efflux; intracellular cholesterol transport. The record is from RefSeq and is a predicted model, not a curated record. Gene Ontology annotation, molecular function: cholesterol binding. The coding region runs from base 49 to 498 and encodes 149 amino acids.